AUGCUUGGAAUGGAAUUGCAGAGACCUAAUAAGGGUGGCAGCUCAGUCACGGUGUUCAAAAGAAGCGAAGCUCCAAAAGCAGUUCAGGACAUCAUAAAACGAUCUGCCCCCCGAGAAGAUGAGGAAAUCGCGGAGAAAAAUGGCAUGACCUCACACAAAAAUGACAGCGAUUCGGGUGACUCCAGCGACAAGGUUCAGGACAUCGCUCAAAACACGGCAAUUUUUACAUGGCAAGAUGUCAACUACACCAUCCCAUAUAAGGGUGGGCAGAGACAACUACUACGAAAUGUUCAAGGGUAUGUCAAGCCUGGUCGGCUGACUGCAUUGAUGGGCGCUUCUGGUGCAGGAAAAACCACUUUGCUCAACGCGCUAGCACAGCGAAUCAAUUUUGGUGUGGUCACUGGUCACUUUUUAGUUGACGGAAGGCCUCUACCAAAGAGCUUCCAGAGAGCGACAGGAUUCGCCGAGCAGAUGGAUAUCCACGAACCCACGGCUACUGUACGGGAAUCGCUUCGGUUUUCUGCUCUUUUACGUCAACCAAAAGAAGUCCCAUUACAGGAAAAGUAUGAUUAUUGUGAGACAAUCAUUGAUUUGUUAGAAAUGCGCUCCAUCGCCGGCGCAACCGUCGGAUCUGCGGGAUCGGGCCUCAACCAAGAGCAGCGCAAACGACUCACCAUUGCAGUGGAGCUGGCAAGUAAGCCAGAGCUGUUGCUUUUUCUGGACGAGCCCACAUCCGGCCUCGAUUCUCUGGCCGCGUUCAACAUUGUACGCUUCCUUCGCCGACUUGCAGAUGCUGGUCAGGCCGUUCUCUGUACAAUCCAUCAACCCUCUGCCGUGUUGUUUGAGAAUUUCGAUGAACUAUUGUUGCUGAAAAGCGGUGGAAGCAUUGUUUAUAAUGGCCCCCUUGGCAAUGACUCCAAGACGCUGAUUAAUUACUUUGAAAAAAAUGGCGGGAGGAGUUGCUCACCGCAUGAAAAUCCGGCAGAGUAUAUGUUGGAAGUCAUUGGAGCCGGAAACCCUGAUUAUAAGGGGCAGGACUGGGGCGAUGUGUGGACCAAUUCGCCAGAAUCCAAGCAGCUUUCUGAGGAUCUUGAGGGGAUCAUUGCUUCCCGUUGCAAUGCUCAAAGUGACGAGAAGACUGAAGACGGUCGCGAGUACGCAAUGCCUCUCUCUGUUCAAGUGGUCACAGUCACCAAGCGCGCGUUUGUGGCUUACUGGAGAACCCCAGACUACGUCCUUGGUAAAUUUAUGCUCCACAUUUUUACCGGUCUUUUCAACACCUUCACAUUCUGGCAUCUGGGGAACAGCUCCAUCGACAUGCAAUCACGACUCUUCUCUGUCUUCAUGACAUUGACUAUUGCUCCACCGCUAAUCCAGCAACUCCAACCGCGGUAUCUCCAUUUCCGAGGUUUGUAUAAAUCUCGUGAAGCUAAUUCCAAGAUUUACUCUUGGGCAGCCUUUGUAACGAGCACAAUUGUCCCAGAGCUGCCAUACUCAAUUGUUGCCGGAUCAGUUUACUUUAACUGCUGGUACUGGGGCACUUGGUUCCCGCGCGACUCGUUCAGUUCCGGCUAUGUUUGGAUGUUGCUAAUGCUCUUUGAGCUAUACUAUGUUGGACUUGGCCAAUUUAUAGCCGCGCUUGCACCCAAUGAGCUCUUCGCAAGCCUGCUAGUGCCAACUUUCUUUACCUUUAUCGCUUCUUUUUGCGGUGUUGUUGUUCCAUACGUCGCGUUGCCGCAUUUUUGGCAGUCCUGGAUGUACUGGCUUACGCCUUUUCACUAUCUACUUGAGGGAUUUGUUGGAGUCAUCACUCAUAACGUCCCCAUGCGCUGUAUUGAGCGUGAAGAAGCCCGCUUUAGCACGCCAGCUGGCAUGAACUGCCAAGAAUAUGCUGGGUCUUAUGCCGAAAAAGCCGGUGGGUAUGUUCGAGACGUUGGGAAUGGAAUGUGCUCAUUCUGUCAAUACUCGACCGGUGAUCAAUAUGCGAAGAGCCUCAAUGUGUUUUACUCACACAAGUGGAGAGAUUAUGGAAUCUUCUGGGGAUAUAUCAUCUUCAACUUUGCUCUUGUUUUCGUCUUUUCCUGGCUGUAUUUGCACGGUCGCCAAGUGUUCACUCGUAUCCUCCUUCUCUCCGCAUGUGUUAUUGACCCAACAUAA
Molecule: messenger RNA, 2157 nt
Organism: Penicillium digitatum Pd1
Lineage: Eukaryota; Fungi; Ascomycota; Eurotiomycetes; Eurotiales; Aspergillaceae
Product: putative ABC transporter
Biological process (GO): transmembrane transport
Cellular component (GO): membrane
Molecular function (GO): ATP hydrolysis activity; ATP binding; ABC-type transporter activity
Source: RefSeq, a predicted model, not a curated record